Sorghum bicolor (sorghum) is the source of this 1552-nucleotide messenger RNA. Its product is annotated as transcription factor VIP1. NCBI's taxonomy places the organism in Eukaryota, Viridiplantae, Streptophyta, Magnoliopsida, Poales, Poaceae. Gene Ontology annotation, biological process: regulation of DNA-templated transcription. Bases 184 to 1206 code for a protein of 340 amino acids. The record is from RefSeq and is a predicted model, not a curated record. The transcript has 4 exons. Gene Ontology annotation, cellular component: nucleus. Gene Ontology annotation, molecular function: DNA-binding transcription factor activity.
GACCGGUCGAGGCACACCUCUAGCUACCCAUCCCGGCAUCCCCCCCGACUCCCCGGUCGAGGCUGCUGCUGCUGCUGCUGCUACCCGCAGUCCCACUCCCCACACCACCGGCCGCGCCACCGCAACAGCAACCGCCGGGGCCGCGUUGACCGCCGUUGACCUCGGCCCGCCCGGCUGGUUGCCAUGGACCCGCGCUUCCCGCCGCCAGCGCCGUCGUCCUGCUUCGGCGGGGGAGGGGGGCUGCUCCCAGCGCGGGGGCACCACCGGCGGGCGCACUCGGAGACGUUCAUCCGGCUGCCCGACGAUGACCUGCUGCUGGACGCGGACGCCGACUUCGGCUUCUCCGACAUCGACUUCCCCUCGCUCUCCGACGACUCGCCCGCGGCGUCCGACCCGACGCCGCAGCCCCAGCCCCAGGCGCCGCCGCCACAGCAGCCGAUGCCGCAGCAGCAGGCGGCUUCCUCGGCGCCGCCGAGGCCGCCGAGCGGGGCGCACAUGCGGAGCCUCUCCCUCGACGCCGCCUUCUUCGACAGCCUCUCGCUGCAGGGAGGAGGAGGAGGAGGUGGAGGUGGGGGCGUGGUGGGGCACAAGAGGAGCGGCUCCAUGGACGGGUCCUCCUCGUCGUUCGAGGGCGAGUCCGCGCCGUCGUCGUCCGUGUUUCCGGACUACGCCAAGAAGGCCGUGCCCGACGACAAGCUCGCCGAGCUCGCGCUCCUCGACCCCAAGCGCGCCAAGAGGAUCCUGGCGAACCGGCAGUCCGCGGCGAGGUCCAAGGAGAGGAAGAUCAAGUACACCAGUGAGCUGGAGAGGAAGGUGCAGACGCUGCAGACAGAGGCCACCACGCUUUCGGCACAGCUCACGCUUCUUCAGAGGGACACCUCAGGUUUAACCACCGAGAACAGGGAGCUGAAACUCCGGUUGCAGGCCAUGGAAGAACAAGCGAAACUCCGAGAUGCUCUAAAUGACGCCCUGAGAGAAGAAGUCCAGCGGCUCAAAAUAGCUGUAGGGCAGGUUCCUAACAUGAACGGAAAUCCCUUCAAUGGAGGACUACCACAGCAGCAGCAGAUGCCAAGCUAUUUCUCACAACAACAGCAGAUGCAAUACUUCGGCAGCCACCAGGGCCAGCAUCACAAUCCAAACCAUCACCCCCAGAACUCUUCAAACGGUGGUGGCCAGUCCUUGAGUGACUCCAUGGAUUUCAUGUGAGGACCGAGGAGACAGCUCAGGAGUUGCCUGAGAUCACAAUCACAUACCAACUUCAACUAAAGUACUGUAAAGGUAGCUGAUGUAUACCAUAUUCAGUAAUGAUAUGAAUCAUUGUAGCUUAGCUAGCUGUUCCUUGUACCAUUAAUCAGAAAUUCAUUCAUGCAUGACAACCUAUCGGCGCUUUUGUUCUGGGGUUAAAGUAAAAUUGGCUUGACUGGUUGACGAGGUGGUGUCGUUGUUGGCCUGUAAAGUUUUUCCUGUAAUAGUAACGGAAUGGUUUCCGGUUGAAAGUUUGAAACUCGUGGUUCUCAGGCUGCUGAAAGUCAUUGCAUUUUGUGAUUGGGUA